CCGGAGACUUUUAGGGCCUUCCCAGACUGUCACCUGGGUGCCGCGGCGCCGGUGGGAGGAAGAAGCCGUCCUAGCUGUGUGUAGUCCUCGCGGCCAGCGGGAAGCGAGCGCCCUCUCGAAAGCCCAGGGGUCCCGAGACCCCUCUUACCAGCGCCAUGGCAGUUCCAGGUUGCAACAAGGACAGUGUCCGAGCAGGCUGUAAAAAAUGUGGCUAUCCUGGUCACCUGACUUUUGAAUGCCGCAAUUUUCUCCGAGUAGACCCCAAAAGGGACAUAGUUUUGGAUGUCAGCAGCACAAGUAGUGAAGAGAGUGAUGAAGAGAAUGAAGAACUGAAUAAACUGCAAGCAUUACAAGAAAAAAGAAUAAAUGAAGAAGAGGAGAAGAAAAAAGCAAAAAGCAAAGAGAAAAUCAAGUUGAAAAAAAAAAGGAAAAGGUCUUAUUCAUCCAGUUCCACUGAAGAGGACACUUCAAAACAAAAGAAACAAAGAUAUCAGAAGAAAGAAAAGAAAAAAGAGAAAAAGAGUAAGUCAAAAAAGGGGAAGCAUCACAAAAAGGACAAAAAGAAGAGAAAAAAGGAAAAGCAUUCCUCUGCCCCUAAUAGUUCUGAAAUCUCCAAAAAGUAACUGAGACUUUGGCCUGACCCAUUAAAUUUAAAAAUAUGGUUUUGAAAAUUAUUAGACUUUCCUUGAAAUUUGCUAUAUAAUUAUGCUUGGCAAUAAAUCACAGCCUUUUCCAUAUAGACAUUUUUUCAUAUAUGGGGCCAUUACUGUCUGGCAGUAUUUUAAUGUACUAUGAUUAUAGAGUAUUGAAUCAGUCUUAUUACCUGAUAGCCAUGCCCCAAGUAUGGAUAUUUGUGCAACAAAACUCAUCGUUUUUGGUAUUCCUCUGUGUGUGUGUCUGGCUAGUGUUAUUACUUUAUAAGUUGAUUGUAAAUGGCUUUACUACAGUCAACACAGGCAAUAUACUUAGCAGUUAAUGAGUACUGCUGAAUUAAGUGUCCACCUUCCAGUGUUAAAGUGAGGUAGGGGAUAAUGCUUUGCGCUUGACACUGAAAAUUUUCAUAGCUUUAUAUCCUAUGAUAAUGUAUAAUGAGAGUGAAGUUUUUCACUGUUGUUUUUAAAUCUUGGCUUUUUUUGGAUGUCACAGGAGAUGAAGCUGCUUUAUUGGUCUUGACUAGAACUUUUUAAAUGAAUGGCAUCAGCAGGAAGAUGAUAAUGAAAGUAUUUAUAACAAAAUUUCACUGUUUUCUGAGAUGCAGAGUUUCUAGUACCUGCCUCCUUGGUUUUUGUAACAAAAUAUUUCUUCCUUGCUUAAAAAGACAAGUCUAGUUCAGCCUACUUGUAGGUCUCAUAGAGAUGAUGCUGUGUUGGGCAGGAUUUUUAAGAUAGACUCCUGGGUUGUUUUACAAAUAUGCCAUAUUGGCAUGUCUUAAAGAGUUACCUCAAACACAGAACUUUUUAUUUAGGAGGAUAACAGCUAAAUCUUCAUUAGAACUGAUUUUUAUUGUAUUCGGUCUGUAAAUUUUAUGACGCUUGUUUCUAUGAGUAAUGUGGAAAUUUUUUAUAAAUGUGAACAUACAUAUAUAUUUGUCUGAAAUAAUUUGUAGUUUUGAAGCAGGUUUCCACUGAAUUUAUGGUUUCAUAAAUGACUAGUUUGGGGUGUUUCUCUCUUUGACUUCAAUCAUAAACCUCAGGAGCAGUGACAAAAAUUUAGGAUUAAGAAUUUUAUUCUGUAUUUUUUAAAAUUUAAGAGUCAGGGAGUUACAUCAUGAAAGCCUUUAUAUAACAAUGGAAAUUUUAUAUGAGUUAGCAUUUUCAAACACAUAGUUGUAGAUAUAAAUGUUUCUACAUUUUUUUAAUUUCUCAGUGAUACUUGGAUAUCCCUUAUGUCCAAUAAGUUAAAUACUUAUUGUAGCAGCAUCGAAAGUCAACUAAUUAUCAUGGUACAGCACCAAAGAUUGUAAGUACCUCACUGUGGUGCAGUUAUAAAUUUUCAAAUUGGUAGCCUACAGACAUGGCUGCAGGUGAAUUCAUUAUGAUGAAAUCAGGUAAGUACACAUAACCUCUCAGGCUGGAAAGGUGUACUGAUUCUUCCUUCACCCAGCACUCCUAUCUGGCAUGACCUCAGUAAGACUGGGAGAGCCUCAUAACUCCUCUUAGCAUAUGCUUACCUUGUACAGAUUCUAGGGAAGCUACAUCCACAUCCCUUUUCUAACAUUACAGCCAUGGAAGUGCUCACACUUGUAGCUUUUCCAUAACCUAACUUAGUCCUAUGGCCUCCUUAAAAAGAAAUCCUUUUGUUUAAAUAGCUUAGUCAGUUAUUUGGAGAGAAACACAGAGCUACUAGGUUUUUAAGGGUUUGUUUUGCCUUUGCUGUAGUUUAUGUAUUUUUGAAAACUAUAUUUUAGGAAAAUACAAUCCUUUGGUUAUCAGUAUGAGAAAAAUAAGUAAAAAAAAACUUUAAAAAAUUAUUAGAAAAUGCUACAUGCAAACAUAUGGUCUCCUAUUGAGUGUGUAACAUGGUUAAAAAUAAUUGUAGUGACACAAGAGUUGAUCCAGUUAUUUGUGAGUUUUACUUCUGUUAAUUGUAGAGAUAAUAAGUUGGCUUAUCAGAUUUGUUAUCUGGAUGCUGAGACAAUCAGUGGCUCAGGAGAGUUAUAUAAAAUUCAGGCCUCAUUACCUAAUAAGGGUUCGCAAAUUAAAAGAUUUUAACGUUCAGUAAUUUUUUUCCCCAGAAGAAACUCUUGGAAUUAUUCUUGAGUAAAUUUCCCAUAGUCUGAGAAUAGUUUAUGAAAGAGCUCAUCUGAAUAAAAUUCAUGUAUUUUUACUAAAGUAAUUUUCUUCUGAAGUGAUCUUGUUAUUAUUGGGUUUGGAUGCAAAUCUCACUAAUAUAUUGUAGGAGAAAAUUAGUGACAUUUCCUCUCAGGCAAUAUGUAGCAUAAGGAAAACUGAACUUAAUAGUAAAAAUCCAAAAGUCCUAGUUGUCCGCGCUUCCAUUGAAGGGGCAGGGGUUCAAUCCCUGGUCCGGGAACUAAGAUCCCGCAUGCCGCACGGUGGCCAAAAACACAAGUCCUAGUCGUUCUGGCUACCUGUGUGACCUUCAACAAAGUAAUUUACCUUCGCUGGGCCUUGAUGUCUUUCAUCUAUAAAAUAUUGUACCAAAUUAUCUCUAAGAUCCCUUCUAGUUCUUAAUAUAUAUGAUUAUCAAUACUUCAAAUAAUAUUAUUUUAGAAAUUAUUUUCAUUUAGAAUAUAAAUUAUUAUAUUCAUUUAUAAAUUGUUACAGAUAAGCAGGUAGCAUUCUGUAAACUGUAAAAGUUGAAUUUAUUAAUGUAACUGUUAAACACAUGUUACUUCUUUAAGCAGAUAAUUAGUAUUUGGUUCAUAUCCUUACCACCCAGUGUAUGUUAUUUUCACUAGAUGCAGACAGAAUUUAUGUUUAGAUUUGUAUCUGUAACCUGAUUAUCUGAAUACUUUGAGACUAUUGCUUUUAGGCUGAUGGACCUACGCCCCAUACAGUUCCGUAUUUCUUUUCUCCAUAUCUUCUGUUGGCUAAAAGCUCUCAGAGGGAUCCCCAGUUCUUCAUACUUAAUACAUAUCUGUUUACAUCUUUGGUUCUUUGAGGCUAAAACAUCAGUGAGUAAAACAACUGUGUGUGUCUGUAUUUAUGACUCAUUCUGUCUAAAAUUACAUAGGCCUAGGUUACCUUCAAUUAAACUAGAUUGAAGAGUUAUCAAUAAUAGUCUUGUUAAAUGCCAUUGGGUCCUUUCUUCAAUAAACAUUUACUGAGUGCCUAGCAUGGCAAACACUAUGUUAAAUACCAGGGAUACGGAGAUAAAUAAGACACAUUUGCUUCCCUGAAAGGAAUUCACAGUUUAGUUGGUAGGAGAAACAGCAGAACUCAUCAUUAGAUAUUAAGUGCAGUAACUGGGUUUAUAGAAACACACAGGAAUACCUAACAUAGUCUGGAGAAGUUAGAAGAGGCUACCUAGAAAAAGUAAUGCCUGCAGUGCAUUUUGAUUGAGGAUGAGAGUGGGAGUUGACAGAAUGAGUACAGUGAACAAAGCCCACAAUAGAAAAAGCUGGGGCGUGUGUGUCAAGAAUUAUAAGCCCUGUGUGGGGCAGGAGUGGUAAGAAUCGAGACCACCAUUCUAAGUUCUCAGGUACAAGAGAAGGAGGUUUUAUGUUCCAUCUAUGGGAGCUUGGCCUUUAUCUCUAAGCAAGAGACGCCAUUAGAGAGUUUUAAGGAAAGAAAUGACUUUUAUUGAGGUUUGGUUUCAUCCAUUUCAUAAUCCAAUCCCACAGGUUUUAAAGGAUGAAAUUAGUCUCAUUAAAAGCCCACAUAGAAAAUAAUUUGAGUCUUUGAUAGUCUAUUAUCUGAUCUCUUAUUCUAGGCCCACUUUUCUAAGUUCUGAUUUCUAAAAAUUACAGUCUUCUGAAAAGCUACUAUAUUCUUAAUCAGACCCAUCCCCAGAAUUACAUGCAAAUGUACAUAAUUUGAAAUGUGUUUUGCUUUUAAUUUUAUUUUAGGUUAUUUUUGACUGACAGAAUAUAUUGUGUUGUUAUGUUAGUAUUUUCAGUCGAUAUAAAUCCUUUAGAAUAUAUUUUUCAAGGCAGACCGUCGUAAUUUGGUAAGGCUUCUUUUAAUAUUUUUAAUAUUGAUUUGACUAUUUUAAUAUUUAAAUCAAUAUUACGAAGUGCAACUCCUUCAAAGUCACAGUGACACACACCAGCUGGUCUACUAGAUAGCCCUGUUGCUCUCCCCCAGGUUUCCUGGCUUGGCAGGGAGCGCUCCACAGAUUCCAACUGAUACUAAGUACUGAGACUCAAUUUUCCUGGGCAGUUGGCAUCCAAGAACAGUAGGGUUUGUUAGGCCAGCUCAAUGAUAAUUUCACUUGCGAAGCCCAGGAUCUUCCGACCUCACUUGUCUCCUCCCAACUCCUCUAAAAUUUUGCAGAGCGCCAGAGAAUUGGGUUGCCUCUUGUAGAGCACAGCCCGUGAUGCAUGCAGCCAUGCCCAGCCCCAGUUUGCCUGUCCCACAGGUUGGGAAGAGUCUGGGGAACCAGGAGCAUUUUGCUGGCCCUGAGUCUCUAAGUUUCCUGCUGCUUGUCUGGCCUCUGCUCUUCCCCUUGAGCAACAAAAGUAGACUUACCAGUGCCUUAACUAACUUCCUCAACCUAGAUUUUCACCUGAGGCAACAUCUAAUCAGUAAUAUAAUUAUUAAUAUCUGUGUAUCAAGAUAGCCAAUUUUCUGGGGGUUUUUUAUCAAAGCUGGAUAAAAGAUGAAGAAGUACCCACACUUUAUGUGCUUUCACAAAAAUAGAUGAAAAUUCUUUGCUUUUAUGACCACAUGUCAUUUUUGUAAUGGAAAUGUUUCAACUUUCAGACUUCACACACACUCUGAGCAAUUUUAAUAUUUAAACAUUGGCAAUACUGUACUCUUUUUGAAUGUGAAAUCCAACACUGGCAGAAGGGUGUUGCAAUAAUGAUCUGGAAAUAUGCUGUCAGUGUAGCCACAUGUGGCUAUUGAAAUUUAGAUUAAUUAAAUGAAAAUGUGUCUCUUCAGUUGCACUAGCCACAUUUCAAGUGCUGAGUAAGCCACAUGUGGCUAGUGGCUACCAUGCCAGACAGUGCAGAUAUAGAAAGAACAUUUCCAUCAUCACAGAAACCUCUACUGGACAGCACUGGAAUCCCCAGUUCUUAGUAGAAAUUUUGACAGGCUAAUGGCCAAAAGUUUCUAACCCUGAGUUUGCAUACCUGAGAGCCAUAAGGCAUUCCUUUCUUUUCCCCCAGCAGACCAGAGAAGCUGUAUUUGACACAUUUUGAAAGGCUAGUCUUCUAACUACAGAAACUUUGUACAAUACGGUAGAUGUGUUCAGCAGAGCCAGCCUAAAAUUAAUUUUUUUUUCCUAUUGAAUUCCAUUAUAGGACCAGGUCUGUGUUCUUAUAAUAGAAAUCACACUUAUGAAUAAAAAUCUUUUAAAACAAUUUUAAUUUGCAGAAACUGUGGUUUUAUUUCUAGAUGUCUAAGUGAUACCACUGCAGUAGCCUUAGGUUGGACCAGAAAACUAACUUGUUUGUUUUAUAACUUUCAUUCUAGAAAUUCCUUAGGAACUUUAUCAGUGAAGGAUUUUUGUUAUGGUUAUCCCUUGCAGAAAAUAUUUAUCAUGCAGAUUAUACAUAGUGAUACAUUUUGUUAUUGAAUGUUAGUUUUUAUAAAGGCAAUAAUACAGCAAAUCCCCUAAAAAAGGCAUAGGUUGAUUUCUAAGAGACUUAAGAACACACCACUUCUCAUUCAUAAGGCCGCCCCCCUCCCCGAGAUUUACUUAUCUAGUACCAUCUCUUAUAAAAAUAACUGCCUCGAGGUGUGAGAAACUUGUGAAGUGCUGGUAAUGUGACAUAAACUUCUCAUUGUUCUUCACUGACAUAGGUGUGCUUAUCUUGUUAUUGAUAAAUUCUAUAAUUUCUCCUGAAGUAUUAACAUAAUUUCAUGUAAUGUAGAAACAUCUUAAUUAGCAAAUAAAAGUAAACUUAUGCACAUGGAAAUCUAUCAGAAACCUUAGUGGGUGUUUAAUAAAUUAAUUGAAUGAUCAAAA
Globicephala melas (long-finned pilot whale) is the source of this 6594-nucleotide messenger RNA. It is a transcript of the gene SREK1IP1, whose product is annotated as SREK1 interacting protein 1. The record is from RefSeq and is a predicted model, not a curated record. NCBI's taxonomy places the organism in Eukaryota, Metazoa, Chordata, Mammalia, Artiodactyla, Delphinidae. Gene Ontology annotation, molecular function: nucleic acid binding; zinc ion binding.